AUGGAGAGCGCCCACAAGGGCGGAGGCGGAAGCGCGCCCGGUGCCGGAGCCGGAGCCGGAGGGGAGGGCGUUGUGUGCCACGCGUGCGGGUACCAGUACCCGAACGGGCACCCGAGCGCCAAGCAGCGGCGCGCGCACCGGAAGCACUGCGGCAAUCCGACGUCCUCCACCGCCGCCGCGGAGGAGGGGGGCGCCGGUGAGCACGACGGCAGCGAGCUGCUUCUGGGUGAGAGCGGAGGAGGCGCGGGAGCCGAUGGGAACGGAGCGGGCGCGACGGAAUGCGGCGGCGGUUCGCCUGGAUCUGCGCACGAGCCUGGGGACGCGGUGGAGGGAGGGGACAGUGCAGCCAGUGCAGGUGCAGAUCCUUCAGGUAAUGGUGCUGAGCUUCAAGUCAUUGGAGAUAAAGCAGCUGAAGAUUGCCUCGUCAGUAGCAGUAACGUUCCUUCUGAAAUCACUUCUGAGGCCAGCAGGACUGAUGAUGGUACUCUGACUACAGUGGCUACACAGUACUCUGAAAAAGGAUCACCUAUUGAGGAUAAGGAUCCAUCUGAUCCAGCAGUUAGUUCUGAACAGCUCCAGGACGUUCCCACUUCUGUUAUUUCACCAGUCUCUCAAGACUCUGCAAAAUUCAGUUCUGAAAUCUCUGAAAAUGAAAUACAGAACUCGAGUAUUGUGCCUCUGGAAUCAGAUGCAGCUGGAGGUGGAACUUCUGAACUGACGAGUGAUGUAGUCAGACAGCAGGAUGGGGUUGCUGUGACUGGGGAAGGUGGUAUGAUCAACACCAUAGGUGAAAGUAAAUCUAGUGAGGGAAAAUCUGUGCAAGGUGACGAGCUUGGUCUCUCAUGUCAAGAUAUUCUACAGACUGAGAUUGGUGAGGGGCACAGUAGCACUGCAGUGGAGGAAGAUUCAGGUGUCAAGAAUCCUACUGCAAGUAACAACGAAGAAAUCCUGAGCGACGAAACUGAACCAAAUCAGCAAAGCAAGCAUGAGUUAACUGAAUCAUUUGAGAAAGUUCCUAACAUUGAGCCUGUUGAGUCUUCUGCUGAGAAAUCUGUUGGUACAGAUGAUGACUUGCUUCAACUUGGUAAAGAUGGUUGCCACUCAGAGAUACCUGAUGAUAUCAAAGCUCAGCAGCAACCUGACUCUACCUCUGGAAUGGCAGAUCAUCUGGCAAUCUCCAAAGGGGCAGACAAUGUUGAAGGACAGCAUGAUCCUACAACAGAUGAAAGCAUCGGAGCAAUAUCAAGUACAUUUGGACCUGCUGUUGGUUCCACAGCUAACCUUACAGAGGAUGUUUGUUCGUUGGGCAUAACAAUGGAUGACAGCAUGCAGGAAAAUGUGGCAAGUGGUACUCUCGUACCAUCUCCAGUUGAUCUAGUGGAUUUGAGUCCUUCUGCUAUAGCACAUGAAAUCAACAUGGUCGGUAGUAUACAUGAUGUUGACGAAAAGAGUCAGAAUGAAAAAAGCAGUACAGACCUUGUUUCAUAUGAGGUAAAACAGAUGGUUAUCAAGGAUAACUUUGAAGAAAAACAGCAGAACAAAGAUGUCAUUGUAGAUCCUGCUCCUCAUGAAGCCGAUUCUUUUCCUACUACUGAUAAUCACAGGGAAAAUGAGCAGAAUGAAGAAAGUAUUGGAGACACCACUUCUUACAAGAUAAGUACUGUCCAAAGCAUGAGUAGUACUGAAGAAAAGGAACAGAUUGAAGAAUUCAUUGCGAAUCUGGCUUCUGAAGAGAUCAAUGUUACAAGUAACAGAGACAUGGUUGAGCAGCAGGAUGAGAAUGAUGUAAAAACAAACCAUGAAAUAGACGGGGCACGCAGCACAGAAGCUACUGGAGAAAAUAAUGCUACUGCUGGUGAGAGUAACGUGGGAACCAUCACAGAUGUUGUUGAAGACAAAAUGCCUAAUGAAGAAAUUACUUCAGGCACUCUCUCUCUUAACAUCUCAGACAGCAGCAUUAAUGAGUUAAAAAUGCAUAAUGAAGAAGUUAACGAGGGCCUAGGUUGUCAUGAUGAUAUUGUGGUACAUGGCCCUGAUAAUGUCAAAGAGCAGAUGUACGAAGAGACUACGUCAGGUCCCACCUUAGACAAGUUUAGUUUGCUUACCUCUACUGACAGUCCUGAAGAGAGGAAGGAUGAAAACACAAGUGCAGACCCUAUUUCACACGAGACCAAUGUGGCACAAACCAGUGAUGAUGUUGAUGAAGAGAAGAUCGGGGAGCCUGCUGUUGACCCUACUUCCAGCAUUGGUACCAUGGGCAGCAUAGGCGAUGCUGAAGACAAGAAGCCGAGUGAAGAAACUACAGCAGAUCCUAGACCUGUUGAAAACACCACAGCACAAGGCACAGAGGAUGCGGACAGCAGCAAGCAGAAUGAAAACACUACCAGCAUAGGCAAUGCUGAACUCAAGAAGCUGGGUGAAGAAACUACAACAGAUCCUAGACCCGUUGAAAACACCACAACACAAGGCUCAGAGGAUGCAGAAAGCGGCAAGCAGAAUGAAAACACUACCAGCAUAGGCGAUGCUGAAGACAAGAAGCAGAGUGAAGAAACUACAGCGGAUCCUAGAUCUGUUGAGAACGCCACAACACAAGGCACAGAGGAUGCAGAAAGCAGCAAGCAUAAUGAAAACACCACCACUACAGAUGAAACCGCUGAAGUGGCACAGAACACAAAUGUCAUCGAAGAAAGGGAGACGACGGAAGAUACAGCCUCAAAGGAGAUCAGCACUGUAGAAAGCACAGAUGAGCUGAAGGGAGCUACUGAUCAGAACGAAGAGAUAGCCGACAAGGAAAUGGUCACCGACUCGGAUAAGAACCACGUCUCGUUGAAGGUCCUCCUCGCGGACAAGAACGUGGAAACCAAAGAGAAGGAGAAGAAGGCGAGCACCAAGGACCGGGUACUGUCGUUCAGGCGCCGUGUAUCCAAAGACAAUGUGUCGCCGGUGAAGCCAGGUUUGCCCAAAGACGGUUCAGGGCAGCAGGACUGGAACUCCCCGGCCAGGUUGCCCGUGGAGAAGAAACCCAAGGGAAGGAAACAGCAGUGGGUACCGUUUAUUUGCUGCUCGUCGGUACAGUAA
Messenger RNA from Miscanthus lutarioriparius, 3078 nucleotides. NCBI's taxonomy places the organism in Eukaryota, Viridiplantae, Streptophyta, Magnoliopsida, Poales, Poaceae. The record is from the annotation of a GenBank genome assembly.